Gongylonema pulchrum is the source of this 201-nucleotide messenger RNA. NCBI's taxonomy places the organism in Eukaryota, Metazoa, Nematoda, Chromadorea, Rhabditida, Gongylonematidae. The record is from the annotation of a GenBank genome assembly.
AUGAGAAGGUUGCAAGAUUUUGACGAAUAUGUGAAGCAGAAAUUUGAAAGGGAGAAGAGUCGUCUUGCGAAAUAUCGUGCUGACGAUGGUUUCAUGCAAACCUUCUUACUGAUUGGCGUAAAUGCCGCCGUGUUGCUAAUGUGGAGGGUCAAAUCUUUGCAACCGUUCAUGUGGCGUUGGUUCACUAACAGCUUUGCCUCA